AUGACAUCUCCAACUUUAUUGGUUGACUUCCCAGCGGUUAUCAAAUCCAAAGUGUUGGAGAAACUUGACAUUUUUUCGAUUUUGCAACUUCGAAAAGUUUGCCACGGCCUUCGUGAAUUUAUUGACAAGAGCCAAUCAAAAGCAACCGACACAGUGAUCGACCUUAAUUUGAAAGGAAGCUCAAUUGAAAUUGCUUUAACUCUCCAGGAGACCAAACGAAUUUAUUUAUACAAUAACGAGAAUUUAUGUACCAUGUCAUGGGGUUAUCUUGAUGACUUUAAUUCGAUAACUUUCGAAAACGAAUGCUAUAUUGAUGUGUUUCUAAGAGAAUUCGAAGCAAUUAUGAAACACCAUUGGCGACCUGUAUUGGACUCUGUCUCAGUGGAAAUGUAUGGAAACAGGGACUACUCGAAUCUUCAUAAUAUGUUGAACAAACUCAAAUAUCUCCAUUCCGAAAAAGUCAGCUUCGAAGAUUGCAAUCCCAUUCAAAUUAGAGAGAUGUUUUCAUUUUUCGACGUGAAAUGUUUGAAUAAAAUUGUUAUCGAAGAUUGUUUCAAGAAGACAGCGGAUGAAGAUUUGCUUCCAAUCACCAGCACGGAGCACUGGAAAUCUGCGAGAUGUGUGGUAUAUAGAGGGAAAGAUUUCGAUCUUAAAAUCCAAGAUUUUCUUCAUUUUUCGGAUGUGGAAAUUAAAUGCAACUCGACCCCAAUACAGGAUAUUGCUUCAUUAAAAGAGGAAUUCCUCAAAUCUCCCACACUAACUCGGUUUGUAAUCAAAAAUUACUACUACCCUACUGAACGACUAUCUGCCGUUUUUGGAGAUCCAUCCACUCAAAGUGACAAUGAAUGGUUCUUCAGGAUUCCGAACUCCGAAGAUGUGGUUCAUCUGACUGAAAGUUUACUUGACAUCAGUUUUAGUCGGAUAAAAAAUAAAGAUGUUCCAGUUGGAGCUGUUAUCAAGUAUUGA
Messenger RNA from Caenorhabditis remanei, 966 nucleotides. RefSeq lists its product as uncharacterized. The coding region runs from base 1 to 966 and encodes 321 amino acids. Lineage: Eukaryota; Metazoa; Nematoda; Chromadorea; Rhabditida; Rhabditidae. The transcript has 3 exons. Gene Ontology annotation, molecular function: protein binding. The record is from RefSeq and is a predicted model, not a curated record.